CAAAAAAUUUAUGAAUUCGUUACGAGACGAAGUGAAUUGUAAAAUUUCUACAAGUUGAUUUCGAUUUGAUUUUACAUACAAUGAAGAUUCAAGAAAAAUUGAAUGUUUUUUUCAUUAAGAUACUUCACUCUGUAAACUUGUAAUCGCGAUAAAAUUCUUGCAGUCUUCCGCCUGCUGCUGGUAUGUUUUUGUUGAUGCAUUAAUCGAACCGUGUUUGUCUAUUAGAUACAUCUUUCGAGCUUAUCAUCAUGGGUGCUAUAAUAUCAAGAUUUCGAAAAAAGAAAACUACAAUCGAGCAGUUGGAUGAUAUCGAACAGAAAAUCAAAAGUAUUGAAAAAUUUCAAAAAGAGACUGAGCAACAAUUUCGUAGAGUUAUUGGAAAAUUAGUUUUAUCGUCUAUAUUAGUGUACAUAGCCGCAUUAGCCGUAUAUUAUUAUUAUUUCUCACCGGAUACGUUCAAAGAGAACAUCUUUAAAUUUAUGCCACUUUUAAUAUUCCCAGUAGCGAUAUAUUUAACGAGAAGAAUUUUAUCUUGGUAUUAUAAAAGAAAAUUAGCCAAGAAUGAGACUUCAUUGAAAUCACUGAAGGUGACAAAAAAGAAAAUGCUCGAUGAAGUAAUGGAUAAAGAAGUUUACAAAGUAGCCAAAGAAAUACUUGAGAAAUUCGCUCCCGAGCAGUUGAAUAAAGACUCGGUGAAACCUAUAAUUAAAAAUGAGAAAAGUAUUGUACCGAUAAAUUCAAGAAGCGAUAUGGUUGCGCGUCAAAGAAUAGUUCCAACACCAGUGAACCGGUUCAAUGGCACGACGCCUCUUCCAGACGUCGCUUUUCAAGCAGUUCCGAAUUCCAAUCAGUUACAACCAAGAUUAUCUCUACCGAGACCUGUAUUACCACGUAACAGAGGAGCAUUCGAUAAAUUAAUUGAUAUGGUGAUCGGAGAUGGGCCUGGGAAUAGGUAUGCUUUAAUUUGUCGCAUGUGCAGUUCACAUAACGGUAUGGCUCUAAAACACGAAUUUGAAUACCUAGCAUUUCGAUGUGCGUAUUGCCUGCAGUGGAAUCCGGCUAGAAAGCAAAGACCUCACGCUCCUAAUUUACGUUCGGAUACAGGCUCCCAAGAUGAAUCCGAUGCUAAUAAUUCUGAAAUAGACCUAGUGGAUACCAGCGGCGUGAGCUCUGUACUAAAAUCUGAUCAUGAUGAGAAAUCAGUUCCGCAAUCUGAUGAAGGCACAAUAAAUCAAGAUCAGUUGUUAGAUAAUUCGGAAAAACCUGAAAACAGUCCCACCGACGCCGAAAAAGAAACCGUCGAAAGUGUACCAGAUCUUAUUGGUUCUUUCGACAUGACCACUUUGAAAGCAGCAGUUGAUGAGGCAGACAAAUCCCCACUAGAAUCAGAAAAUGAGUCCCAAGCAAUCGAAUCGGAUAGCAAUACUUCGCCUGAUUCCAAGCCAAGUCUAAGAUAGCACGUAACUCGUCCUUGGAUAUUCAAAUUAAACCUUUUUAUUUAUUUUGUGUUACUAAUGGUUUGAAAUUCCUUUUGAAUCACUAAAAAUGUUUUUUCUCCGAUGUUCACGCUUGAUUAAUGCUAACAAAAUUGGCCCAUAUUUGUUUUACAACUAAUUCUUUUUUCUUUUUCUUUUUUUUUUAAAUUUGCAAUACGAUUUAAUUAUCAGUCAUAAUAAUUGCGAUAAUGCUGGUGAGAGAUAUAGUUGUAAGUCUCUAGUCUUCUUUUUAAUGAUCUUCCAAGCGAACUUUCUUUUUUUUUAACCGAUAUUUUAAUUGCUAGUCGGUAUAGGUAUUUGAUUUGUAAUUUUUACUCAUCGCGAUUUUAAUGGAAUUACUAUCUUGUGUGUUGAUACAUUAAUUUACUGUGUUAUUUUAUAUCUCAAAAGAGAAUUGUAUCAUCCAAAAUUAUUUAUCAUUUUAAAUGUGUUAUUCAUGUACGUAAAAAAAAGGAUCUUAAGUAAGUAUGUAUCUGUGUUGCUGAUAAUGGAUUAUAAUAUUUUAAUGUUUAUUAAAUGCGGUUUUUACAA
This is a messenger RNA of Planococcus citri (citrus mealybug), 2027 nucleotides long. RefSeq names its product zinc-ribbon metal-binding protein lunapark (gene Lnpk). The coding region runs from base 249 to 1457 and encodes 402 amino acids. Gene Ontology annotation, biological process: endoplasmic reticulum tubular network organization. Gene Ontology annotation, cellular component: endoplasmic reticulum tubular network. The transcript is spliced from 9 exons. Lineage: Eukaryota; Metazoa; Arthropoda; Insecta; Hemiptera; Pseudococcidae. The record is from RefSeq and is a predicted model, not a curated record.